Lingula anatina is the source of this 3773-nucleotide messenger RNA. RefSeq names its product calpain-1 catalytic subunit. The record is from RefSeq and is a predicted model, not a curated record. Gene Ontology annotation, cellular component: cytoplasm. Gene Ontology annotation, molecular function: calcium ion binding; calcium-dependent cysteine-type endopeptidase activity. Gene Ontology annotation, biological process: proteolysis. NCBI's taxonomy places the organism in Eukaryota, Metazoa, Brachiopoda, Lingulata, Lingulida, Lingulidae.
AUGGGAGGAGCACUGAGUCUGGAAAAGGCAGAGGAAAGUGAAUUAUUGGCAGGUAGGAGCAGAGUUAAUAGACUGGAGAGAACCAGUCUACAGCAAAAAAUAGAUCAGAGCAAAACAGGGCAGAGCUGCCAUGGUUUCCGCAUAAUUUACAAGUACGCGUUCAUCCUGCUGUUGCCUCGGCUGCCUCUUGGUUGGCGUUGGUUGGUUGGACGACUAAUAGAAACAGGGCGUUUUGGUGAGGUGAACCUCCCGCGUCACGCCGCGUGUGUCGCCGUGUCACCAGCAGUGAUGCUUGACAACAUGCCUUCAGCCUCGACGUUCACUACUCUUGAGGCUCGCUGUCUCAACGAUGGCUCCCUGUAUGAAGAUGAAACCUUUCCCGCAGCCAUUGAAAGCAUAAAUCCCGAUGGCAACGUGCCAAUUCGAGAAGCUGAUAUUACCUGGAAACGGCCGAAGGAGAUCUGUGACAACCCUGUGUUUAUACAGGAGAACGCCACUAGUUUUAACCUGUACCAAGGCAAAAGUGAUAGUUGCUGUUUUGCGGCAGCUGCAGCUUUACUCGCCACUAAAAGAUUACUCUUUAAGUCGGUUGUGCCGCCAGAUCAAAACUUUGGCGGGAAUUAUACAGGAAUAUUCCAUUUUUAUCUCUGGCGGUAUGGAAAAUGGCGGGAAGUGAUCAUAGACGAUCGGUUGCCCCUUGGCAAAGACAAGAAGCUGUUAUUUUGCCAAAACCAAGGAAAUCCGGAGGAGUUCUGGUGCGCUCUUCUGGAGAAAGCUUAUGCCAAGCUCUGUGGCUCAUACAGCGCUAUAAGCUCACUGUUCGCCAGAGACAUAAUGGUGGAUUUUACUGGUGGUUUUCCUGAAUCAUACAACAUAAAAAAGAAAGCAAAACUCCCUAAUAAUCUCUUCGACUUGUUAAGAAAAUGCGGUAGCAAAGCCGCCAUUCUUCAAUGUGGGAUAUGGCCGGACAAAGGUGAGACCAUUCCCAUGAGUUUACCGACAGGACUCUAUACAGGCCACGCCUACAGUGUGACGUCAAUGAAACAAAUUCAAGUCAACGGGACACCUACCAGACUGGUGAGACUGAACAACCCGCAGGGUCAAACAGGCUGGAAGGGGGCGUGGGGGGAGACAUCUAAGGAAUGGCAGGCCUUCACGCUCGUAGAUAAAGAAAGUCAAGGAGUGAGGUGCAAUGACAACGAAUUCUGGAUGACCUUUGACGACUGGUUGAAGAACUUUGAAAUUCUGGACAUAAUACACAUGAGAAAUAAGGAGGAGGAGGUAGUAUGGCAGAGUGCUCUACACUAUGGGGAGUGGGUCCAUGGCGUCACAGCCGGAGGAGGAGGAAGUAACCCAGCUCAGAAAGAACUCUACUUUACCAACCCUCAAUACCAAAUGACUAUCCGGCUGAGAGACGCCGACGAACACAGCACAAUUUGCACCUGUCUCCUGUCCCUGAUGCAGAUUCUCCCGCCUCAACGCGACCUCUUCCUCGGCUCCAAACCAUCCUCGCAUCUUAUCUUCUUUAACGUGUACCAGAUCAAGGACGGCGUUGCUGAGCCGUUUAAUGAAGACAACUACUCCGAACGCGCAUCCGCCGUCUAUCAACUCCAAACCAAUGUCGUUCAGCGCGAGGUGACGUGUCGUCUGCGUCUAGAACCUGGAGUUUACUGCCUCAUUCCAACUACUCAGAAAACUAACCAGGAAGCCGAUUUUCUUCUCAGAAUAUGGACUGAAAAAGAAAUACAUUCCUGUUUAGUUGACGAAACGACGGGCCCCUAUCAGCCGAAGGUGUCUACCUCCAUCCCGUUGGAUGGUGAGGAUUCUAGCGUCCCCGAGAAUUAUUUAGGUCUCUCAAAGGAUGUGUUCUUUAAAUACGGUGGCCUGGAGGGGGCAGUAGACGGACGCGAUCUACGGGUUCUCAUUAACCAUCUCUUCAGGAAAGAUCUUGGAGACAGCGGAGGCUUCACCGUGGAACCGUGCCGCUCCUUGUUGUCUAUGUUUGACGUCGAUUCAGUAGGCUAUCUGAACUUUGAUCAAACGUCAAAACUUUGGCAGCUUAUACGUCGUUGGCGGGCCGUUUUCAAGAGGUACGACACAUCUAGGUCAGGACUCAUUGAAAGCUUUGAAGUUCGCAAACUAUUCAGAGAUAUUGGUUUUCGACUAAACACACCCACAGUCACCGUAAUAAUUAGGAAAUACGGGGGCAAACAGGAGAACAUCAAUUUUGAAGAUUUUGUUCUGUGUGCCGCUAGGGUGCAUACGUUAUACAGCAGUUAUAAGAAAUACAGUAAAAGAGGUCUUGGAGACGAUGCCAGGCUGAACAUGGAACAGUGGAUGCAAGUGGGUAUGACACAGUGACGUGGGGAAGGGUUUAGCACCAUGAGACUUUGGGACGGUCACUUGUGUACUGAUGAAGUGCCAUGCUAGCUCAUUUUAUAUAACUAACUAUCAUAAAGAGAAACCCCUAGUACACCGCAGCAAUGCAGCAGAUGCACUUUUAAUUGAAUUAUUGUGAGCAGACGUUUUUGUGACAUUAUUAUUAUUUAUUAAAUCCCUGAUAUAGACACGAGGCAGAAGAACGUUUACAUAUUUUUAUUUAUUAUAUGUUAACAUAUCAUUUAUUGUUUAAGUUUUAAGCAAGGGACAGUUUAUGGGGUUCUCCUUUUGUUAACUCUUUCCAUCUCUUUUCAAAAAGUUUGACUAACAGGCCCUGUACGUGGAAAAAAUCUUCUGAAUAAACCAAUCAAUAUGAAAGCUGGGUCCUUGUAAGGGAAAUUAAGGUAAUAAACUUUUGUACAUAUUUAAUAAAGUCGAAAAAAUUGUGGUUGAAAGGUAAGAAAAACUGCUUUAAGAUUUCUUAUCCACGUUGUAAACUGCAUAUAUCGUCCAUACUUUCCAUAUUUUCAAAUUUCAUGUAUCUACGUAUCAAUCAAGACCUUGAAAACGAUAAAACCCCUUCAAUAAAAGUAUAUGAUGUCGAUAUUUCUAUGUGUUAUGUACAGGAAGACAUGGCGGUGUAAGGGACUGGCCAGUCGUUUAGAACUAAAUUAUUUAAUUAGAAAUUAAAUAAAACAUCGAAUCCAAGUACAUGGACGGCGAUUCAUCGAAUUGCUUGUUUUUUUCGAUGAAAAUUUGAUUUGUCGGGAAAAUCCAGGUUAAGAGGUUAGGAUACCUUUAAGGUCCUAAGACAUAUUUUCAGUGACGGUCGUGUGUGAAAUCCCACAAACUGUCCCUUUAAUAGACGUUACCUAGGCAAUAUCAUAGCUGAAUAUUUACUGUUUUAGAAAUAUCAUAACAUCUAAACACAUUUAAUGAAUAAUGGUCGCACACAAUGAUAAAGUUUUAAAGAUGGUUAAAAAAGAUAUUAGAUGAAGGAUGUGGAAUCCAUCUUUAUUUACCCUGCCAAAUAGUUGCCUGAUAUGAGACGCUGGUACCCCGCUAUGCCGUGAUAUGACUUACUCUUGAAAACAGGACACUAGGACAUUGCGGCUCAGCAAAUCUUUAACGAAACGAUAUUUUAUUUUAGCAAAUUACGUAGGUUUGCUUAGCCUAUUCGCUGUUGGUCUGUUGGCUUAUAGCUAGCUAAGAAGUAUCUCUUUCUCAUUGUGAUAUCCAGUUAUAAAUUGAUAAAGUGUUCUAAAGAAAGUCGGCUAUAUUUGUUUGAUGUCCUCCUUCAUCGGCUCAUCUGUGUCGGCUGUGUGGUCACUGUUCGAACUGAAAACAAAACGGUCCCCCAAAAUUAAAAGUCUCAAUAAUUGCUCAAUAAUUGU